Molecule: messenger RNA, 2004 nt
Organism: Camarhynchus parvulus
Lineage: Eukaryota; Metazoa; Chordata; Aves; Passeriformes; Thraupidae
Gene: SINHCAF
Product: SIN3-HDAC complex associated factor
Exons: 6
Coding region: 127-795 (222 amino acids)
Biological process (GO): negative regulation of cell migration
Source: RefSeq, a predicted model, not a curated record
UCGCGCGGCCGCCCGCGCCGGCGGCAGAGCGCGGGGAGGCGGGGAGCGCGCGCACGGCGGGAGCGCCGCGCCCGCACGGACGGGAGUUGGUGGGCGCAGUGCGGCGGGUACAGCUGGGAGGAAAAGAUGUUUGGCUUUCACAAACCGAAGAUGUACCGGAGUAUAGAGGGCUGCUGUAUUUGCAGAGCUAAGUCUUCCAGUUCUCGUUUCACUGACAGCAAACGUUAUGAAAAGGAUUUCCAGAAUUGUUUUGGGCUCCACGAGGCUCGCUCAGGAGAUAUUUGCAAUGCCUGUGUUCUUUUGGUGAAAAGAUGGAAAAAAUUACCAGCAGGAUCCAAAAAAAACUGGAAUCACGUGGUAGAUGCCAGGGCUGGACCCAGCCUUAAAACAACAUUGAAACCAAAGAAAAUGAAAACCCUCUCUGGAAGCAGAAUAAAGAGCAAUCAAAUCAGCAAACUGCAAAAGGAAUUCAAGCGGCACAAUUCUGAUGCCCACAGCACAACUUCAAGUGCCUCUCCAGCUCAGUCGCCCUGUUACAGCAACCAGUCGGACGAUGGCUCUGACACGGAGCUGAGCGCUGGGGCCAGCAGAACACCAGUGUUCUCCUUCCUAGAUCUCACCUACUGGAAAAGGCAAAAGGUCUGCUGUGGAAUUAUUUACAAAGGGCGUUUUGGAGAAGUCCUCAUAGACACUCAUCUCUUCAAACCUUGUUGUAGCAAUAAAAAGUCUGCCACUGAAAAGCCAGAACAAGAAGGACCCCAAUCUCCAGCAAUCUCCACCCAAGAGGAGUGGUGACUUCCUUGGAUAGCUGCAGAAGGUUAUACAGAUCCUCUUAUUCUCUGGAAAAAUACUAGAAAAGUGACUGUUCACUUUGGACACCUGCUAUGCUGCCAAAAGACUUUUCCCUGGAACUGUUUUGGGUUUUACUGCUACUAUUCCACAAACUCUGGAGCCAGUUUGUAUCCUUUCAGAAAGACUGUACAUAAUAUUUAAGAUGCUAUGGAACACUUGGCAAAGCUGAAUGCUGCUGCAAGGUUGUCUAAUUUUCCCCCACACUCACUUCCCAAGUGAAAAUGGAUGGGGUUUGUAUAUUAAAGUAUAUGUAGUUCAUGUUUCUGUACUGAAAGAAGCAGUGGUUGUAAGCCUUUUGGUUUUUUUUUUUUUUUUUUUUAAAUUUCCUUUAAAGUUGGUUGGCAAACUUCCUAAAUUCCCAAGAAAAUAUUUCAUUCUUAGACAUGUAUGAGUCAAUAAGAUGAACUAAUACAUAGAAAUGUUAUAAGUCACCUCUCUAGUUAUAUAAAUAUAUAUUUUUAAAGGUGUGGCGAUUUCACCCUGUACUACUGACAUAACAAAGACAAAUAUUUCAUGCCUCCCAUGUGACACAGACUGGUAAUCUGCAGACAUCUCUACUUCAAGUGGCAGCUAUCUGAGAAGGCCUCCAGCAUAAAAGUGCUCUUGAGAAGGGGUGGGAUGUGAGAGCUCCCCGCCUUACCUAAGGGUUAAGAUUUACCUAAGAACUGAACAUAGCAAAAUGGGAGGUUACUUUUUUUUUAAGCCAGCAGCAGGCACCCUGGGCUUGGUGUAGUAACCCCUGGUGGCUUGAGAUGGACCAAGAAACCCCUUGAUGCCCAAGUCAGGUGUAGAUGGCAGCCAAAACUGAGUAACUGCUCUCUGUAGCCCAGUGCAGCUGAAAUGUGACCACAAACAAGACUCCUGGUUUUGGACCUGACAAAGAACCAAACCCCUUGCUAAGCAAAUUAGGCUCUGGUCCAGGGACAUAAUCUGGUUGCAGCCUGGGGUUUGGAUUCACAAUAACUGUUUUGAAACCCUUCCCCUGCAGUGCUUCUCUGUGUUUGGAUUUUGUUGGUUUUUUUUUUUUCCCCCGUUUGUUUGUUUAAGCAACUGCCAGGUCAACACAUUUGUGAAUACUGAAUCUGAAAAGUUCUGCUAAGAAUGGUGCUGUGCUGAAUCAAGGCAGCAGCUCUGUUUGCAUAUGUGAUCAAA